Messenger RNA from Alligator sinensis (Chinese alligator), 667 nucleotides. RefSeq names its product exosome component 4 (gene EXOSC4). NCBI's taxonomy places the organism in Eukaryota, Metazoa, Chordata, Crocodylia, Alligatoridae. The transcript has a single exon. The record is from RefSeq and is a predicted model, not a curated record. Bases 37 to 318 code for a protein of 93 amino acids. Gene Ontology annotation, biological process: nuclear mRNA surveillance; U4 snRNA 3'-end processing; rRNA catabolic process. Gene Ontology annotation, cellular component: cytoplasmic exosome (RNase complex); nuclear exosome (RNase complex); nucleolus.
GCGGCCACGCUGGCCGUCAUCGACGCCGGCAUCCCCAUGCAGGACUACGUGUGCGCCAGCUCGGCCGGCUUCGUGGAGGACACGGCCCUGGCCGACCUCAACUACGUGGAGGAGGCGGCCGGGGGGCCGCAGGUGGCCCUGGCCCUGCUGCCCAAGUCGGAGCAGAUCGCGCUGCUGGAGAUGAACGCGCGGCUCCACGAAGACCACCUGGAGUGCGUCCUGGACGCUGCCACCGCGGCCUGCCGGGCCGUGCACGCGGUGCUGGACCAGGUGGUGCGCGACCACGUGCGGGAAGUCGCCACGCUGCUGGGGGAGUGAGCACCCCGGGGAGGAGGGGGGGGCACUGACCUGCCUCCAGGCCUGCGGGGGUUGACUGCUGCCUCCUGGUCACGGGCCCUUCCCUCACCCCGGGGGCACUGGGCCAGCGCUGGGAUGUGUCCCCUUGCCACGUGGAGACGGACCCUAGUGCCCCUCGCUGGGCGACGGGCGCCGCCGUGCCCUCUGGCACAGCCUGCGUUUUGGGCCUUGGCGGGAGGUGCCUGCCUGCAGGGCCUGCACGCUGGGCAGGCUUGUGCGGGCCGUGCCGGGAGCCCAGGCCAGUCCCCUGGUACGAGCGGGUGUUGCUUUGGACAAGAGCAGCUCUGAAUAAAGUGUUAUUUUGGUGCAA